This is a messenger RNA of Sipha flava (yellow sugarcane aphid), 1458 nucleotides long. Its product is annotated as leucine zipper transcription factor-like protein 1. The transcript has 7 exons. NCBI's taxonomy places the organism in Eukaryota, Metazoa, Arthropoda, Insecta, Hemiptera, Aphididae. The coding region runs from base 34 to 906 and encodes 290 amino acids. Gene Ontology annotation, cellular component: cytoplasm. The record is from RefSeq and is a predicted model, not a curated record. Gene Ontology annotation, biological process: negative regulation of protein localization to cilium.
AAAUAAUAUGAUUUAUAAUAAAAAACAAUAAUCAUGGAGGGUAAUAUUUCUGUAAAUGAACAUCAUAAAAAUGUCAUUAAAACUUAUGUUGAAUUCAUGUCUCACCAAAAAAAUCAAUCUAUUAUAGUAAUUAAUAAAAUGUUUGAAGAAGUUUUUAAAACAAAUUUGUUAGAUGAAACUUUCACAAAAGAAGAAGUAAAGAAUAUUUUGAAUAAUUUAGAAAAAGUACUGACACAUGAAAUAAAAUGUGAAUUAUCUGCAUUUACUAACACCAAUCUUUUAAUGAUGUAUCAAUUUUUUCAACAAGCUGAAAAGUGGCACCUAAGGCUCAAUGCAGAUAUAUCAGAAAUGCAAAAUAAAGAAUUAUUGUUAGAGAUGGAAAGAAUUGAAUCCAAUUAUGACAUAAUGAACCAAACAUUAGAAAAAAAGAAGCUUUUACCAAUUACUGAUCACAUUACCAAUGAUUUUGCAGAAAUGCUACAAAAAAGAUUACAACAACUAGAAAGUCAUAAUUCUAAACUGAAAACAGAUUUGAAAUUUUUGGAAGACAAUUAUAAUCAAUUAAGUAAGGAAAAUCAAACACUCAAAUUACAAAUUGAAGAACAAGGAAAUCAAAUAAGUUCUCAGAAAAAUGUAGUUGAAUGUGAAGUUCAGACUCAGAAUAUAUUUUAUGAAAAAACAAAUGAUCAUGAAGAAUGUAAAAUUACUUUAAAUCAGUUAAAAAAUGAAUUAAUAAUAGUGCAAUCACAAUUAACAUUGUCAAAUUUGGAAUUGGAAAGAAAAUUUAAUGACACUGCAGCAUACAAUAAUAUGAAGAAUAUAAUAACAAAAAAAAAUGAACAGGUUCGCAGCCUAAGAGAUCGUUUGCUCGUUUACGAAAAAGAAGACAGUGAAGAAAAUGUUUGAUUUGAACUUUAAUUAGUUAUGAACGCAAUAGUUUAUAAUACAUGUUAAAUACUUAGUUAGAUAACAGCCAUAUUCUGAUAACUAAAAUCUAGUUAUUAAUUAAAUACUUAGGUACUAAUAUAUAAAUUAACAACAUAGUAUUAAGUUUUCAAGAAAAUUUAUAUGUAUAAUUCAAGUACUAAAAAUAUAAAAUACGUAUAGACACAAGUUUCAAUACCUACUAUUGGUAUGUUACUUGGUUUGUACCAGAAAGUUUGGUCACACUCCUAUUAGUCAUGUUAUAUAAUUCAUAUUAUGAGUCAACUUGAAAGUUCAGUGUAUUCUAUGAGUUUGCUCGUUUCGAUUUACUAAAAAAUAUUUAAUGAACAAUUAAGUUAAUAAAAUUAAUUGAUAAUUGACAUUAAAUAAAAAAUAAUACGAUUAUUAAUAGGUAACAUACAAAAUUGAUCAUGAUUAUUUAAUUCCUUAAUCAAUAUAAUCUUAUAUAAUCUUUAAGUUAAGUUUUUCUAGGUUGUCGACCAAAAAAAAAAAAAGUCGCUAAACAAAAAUAUA